UCAGACCAUCAGAGAGCAAAAUUCAUCCUGCAGCUCUGAAUGUGGGACUCCUGCACUUGGACGCUCAUGCAGCAGCAGCGUAUCUGAGGAGAGAACCCCAUGAGCUGUCUCACCAUGAAGGGAAGAACGGGUCUUCUUCUCUUCGGCCUCACAGCAGCUUCAUAUUUCUGUGCCGUCGCUGCUCAGGCAACAGAGUGUGAAAAUGCCACUGUGGGCGACAUUGUCUUCCUGGUCGACGGCUCCUCGAGCAUCACAGACAAAAGCUUUCAGGAGGUCCGCACAUUCCUGAGCAACAUCAUCAUGAGUUUGGACAUCGGCCCCAACAAAGUUCGGAUCGGCUUGGCCCAAUUCAGCGAUACUUUUCACCGGGAGUUCCUGCUGAAGGACCACACGAACCAGCAGUCCUUGCUGAAUGCAGUGAGGCAAGUCCCCUACCGGAAAGGCGGCACGCUAACGGGAAACGCCCUGGACAUGCUCCGGAAGCAGUACUUCACUGAACAGGCCGGGAGCCGAGCCAAGCAGCGGGUGCCGCAGAUUGCUGUGGUCAUCACAGACGGAGACUCUGUGGAUGACAUAUCAAAACCCAGCAAGCAGCUGAGGGAGCACGGCGUCCUGUUGUUCGCCAUCGGAGUGGGACGAAUCAAGGAGGAGGAGCUUAAGAAACUCGCGAGCCAUCCGCGUUUCAGCCUCAGCAUCGACAGCUAUGACACUCUGCAGAGGCUGACCGGUAGAAUGCUGGAAACUGUGUGCGACUCCAUAGAGAAACAGCAGCAAGUUUUGGCGGACAAGUUUAAAGAUAUGUUCUUCUUGGUGGACAGCAGCAUGACUCAAGAGAAAUUCGCGCUGUUCAGGACAGACUUUAUCAAAAUGAUAGCAUCGGAGCGGAACAACAUUGGACCAUCGGCCAAUCGUGUUGGUUUGGCACAGUUCACUCAGGAUGUCAGGCUCGAAUUUCGGCUGAAUUCUUUUAAAACCAAACAGGAGAUGAUGCCACCUGCCCGACGUUUCCGACUGCGGCCACAACUAGACCAACAGGGGAACGUGAGCGCCGCCAUGGAGGAAGCCAGGGCUCGCUUCUUCAGCGCAGAGGCAGGCGGUCGGGCGGAGCUGGGCAGCCAGCAGUUUUUGGUCGUUGUGCUUGCAGAAGAUCCUCCAAAAAGUGAUCCUGUGUAUAGCAUUGCUGAGAAACUCAAACUAGACGGAGUGAUUAUUGUGGGGAUGAGCGCAGGUGCCUCAUUGGACGCACUGGACCGUUUCUCCACCAAGAGUUAUGCAUUCGAUUCUAUUAACUUUGAUGUGCUGAAACAUUUCCUCAUAGGCAAGAGAGAGGACCAAGGUCCUGGAGUGGUCUCAUUCACUCCAACCCAAGUGGAUCCCGUUGCUGAAGAUUGCAAAGGAGCCAACGUGGCAGACAUCGUGUUUAUUGUCGAUGAGUCUGGAAGCAUCACAGAGACCAACUUCCAGCUGGUGCGCAUUUUCUUACACUCGAUCAUCAGCGGCCUGGAUGUCAGUCUGGCCCGAGUCCGAGUGGGCAUCGUUACGUACAACACAAUGCAGACAGCGCACGUCUACCUCAACACUUUCGAUUCCAAGGCUGAAAUUCUGCAGUUCGUCAACAUCAUGCCUUACAAUGGAGGUGGAACAAACACUGGAGCAGCCCUGACGUUCACCCUGGAUAACCUGUUCAAACAGGGCAGCAGGAAGGGCGUCCAGAAGGUGGCGGUGGUGAUCACAGACGGUCAGUCCCAGGACGACGUCAGCAUCCCGGCAGCCAAUCUCCGUCGGGCUGGGGUCACAGUUUAUGCCGUAGGAAUCAAAGAUGCCGUCGAAGCAGAGUUGAUUGAGAUGGCGACUGAUCCCCCCAGCAGGCAUGUGUUCACUGUGGAGAACUUCCACAAACUGAAACCGUUGCAGCUGAGCCUGCAGAGGAGCCUCUGUACUAACAUCAUUCAGAACGCAGUCACAGGCAAUGAAGGCAAAACAGACGUCAAAGAAGCUUGUGAACAAAAGGACGAAGCAGACAUUUACUUCCUCUUAGAUGAGUCCUCUAGCAUUCAUCCAUUAGACUUUAAGGAAAUGCAGAAGUUCAUCAUUGAGUUUCUUCAAAUCUUUCAUAUCGGGCCACAGAAUGUUCGCAUGGGGAUUGCGAAAUACUCAACUCAUCCUUCUCUAGAAUUUGACCUGACAAGGUACUCGGAUGCUGAGAAGAUGAAGGCAGCUGUGAGGGCAAUGAAACAUGCAGGAGGUAACACGUACACAGGAGAAGCACUGUCGUUCAUGUUCAAGUAUUUUGAGGAAGCAAGCAAAUCACGUGUUUCCAAAGUCCCCAAAUACCUGAUCGUCAUCACCGAUGGAGAAUCUGCAGAUGAAGUCAGAGCUCCUGCAGAAAAACUAAGGGCACAAGACAUCACCAUCUAUGCCAUUGGGGUGAAGAAUUCAAACCAAACUCAGCUGAAUGAGAUUGCAGGUGAUCCCAAGAGGACUUUCCAUGUCAAUAAUUUUGAUGCGCUGAAGUCCAUCAACAAUGGCAUCAUCACAGACAUCUGUUCUCCAGACGUUUGUAAGGACAUACCAAGCGACGUAUUUUUCCUAACUGACAGCUCCGAGAGCAUCUCUGACGAGGACUUCCAGAAAAUGAAAGAUUUCAUCAAGUCUGUCGUCAGCAAGUCCAUGGUCGGGCCGAAUGAAGUGCACGUCGGGCUCAUGCAGUUCAGCACUGCUUUUCAUCUGGAGUUCUCCCUCACAGGUUCCUACAGCAAAGACGAGAUCGUGAAGAACAUUGAUAAGAUGGAGCAGAUGAACGAAGGCACACGCACGGGCCGGGCCAUCAAAGAGGUGUCAAGGUAUUUUGAUGCAGCCUUCGGAGGGCGUCCUACCCUAAAGCAGAGGCUGGUGGUUAUAACAGACGGUGAGGCCAAAGACGAGGUCUCGGGCCCUGCCGCCGCCCUGAGGAAAAAAGGUGUGGAGAUCUACGCCAUCGGAGUGGGGCAAACCAACAGCACCCAGCUGCGGGAGAUCAGCGGUUCAUGGAACCAGACCUUCAUUCGGAGAAACUUUGAUGCUUUGACGUUACUGGAGAGCCAGCUGGCUUUGAAGUUCUGUGAUCCACGGAGAGAGUGCAAGAGAUCAGACACAGCUGACAUUAUUUUUCUGGUCGACGGCUCCGGAAGCAUAGACAACGAUGAGUUCAGAAGCAUGCAAAUCUUCAUGAACUCUUUAGUGAAUUACACCACCGUUGGCGAGACAAAGACACGCUUCGGGGUCAUUGUGUACUCCAGCACAGCCGAAUCCAAGUUUACUCUUAAGCAAUACUACUCCAAAAGAGAAGUUAUUCAAGCAAUUGAAAAACUGUCGGCACCAGGUUUUAACACCAACACAGGCGAAGCCUUGGAGUAUUCACUACCAUACUUUAAUGCUAACAAUGGCGGACGGAGGGGAAACAAGGUGCCUCAGAUUCUCAUGGUGAUCACAGACGGGGACGCCACCGAUCGAGACAAACUGAAGCCGGCGUCCGAUGAACUGCGAGCCAACGGCAUCACCAUCUUCAGCAUCGGAGUGAAGGAGGCCAACAAGGAACAGCUGGAGAUCAUGGCUGGAGGCGACACAUCCAAAGUGUUCUUUGUGAAUGAAUUUAAUCAACUAGACACUCUGUACAAGAACAUUUCUGAGGAGCUCUGCAACACCACUAAGCCACCCUGUAACCAGACAGACUUGGUGUUCUUGAUCGACCGCUCCAGCAGCAUCAACCCAGACCAACACCAACUCGUGCUAAACUUCACGGCUGAAGUCGUGAACAACUUUCACAUCGGCCAAGAGUACGCUAGAGUCGGACUCGCACAGUUCAGUGACGAUCCUUAUGACGAGUUUUACCUCAGCACGUACUACAAGAAGGAGGAAAUGAUUGCAAGAAUCCUCAGCCUAGUGCACACCGGCGUGGACACCUACCUCGGAAAAGCCUUAGCACAUAUGAAGAAGUACUUUCAGGAAUCGCAGGGCGCCCGCAAAGAUGUCCCCAAGACUCUGGUGGUGGUCACAGACGGGGAUUCUCACGACGACGUGGAGGAUGCAGCCGAUGAACUCAGGAACAUGGGGAUCGAAAUACUCGCCAUCGCCGUUGGAGACGUCUAUGACCUGCAGCUCCUGCAGAUCACCAGAGAUCCACAGAAAGUGUUUACUGUGCAGAACUUCGACAGUUUGUUAAGCAUCAAGACCACGCUUUCUGAAGCUAUCUGCAAAGAACCAAAAACAGAGCCGGCUGUCUGCAACAUCGAUAUUGCAGUUGGAUUUGACGUAACAAAUCGGCGCCCUGGUGAGCUGCUGGUCGGUCGCAACAUCCGGCAGCUGGAAGAGAUCAUCCGUUACGUCUCCUCGGUCGAUGACCUGUGCUGUCCCGUCCCCGAACCCUUCCAGAUCAACAUUGCCUUCCAUGUAGUGAACGCAGACGGACGCAUCGUGCUCGACACUGACUUUGAACCAAUCACAGAGGAGUUGCUGAGGAAAGUGUUGACCUACACAGUGUCGCAGCCCACCUACUUUAACUCUGACAUGCUAAAGUUCUUCAAGGACCGGUUCAUAGCCAAAAGCAGCUCUAAAGUCAAGGUGCUGCUGAUCUUCUCAGAUGGACUCAACGAAGACGUGAUGACACUGGAGCAGGAAUCCGAAGAGCUGCGAAAGUCUGGGGUCAGCGCUCUGCUCACCGUGGCCCUGGAUGGUGCCGACCCCACUAAGCUGCAGAUGGUUGAGUUCGGCCGAGGAUUUGGCCACAAGCUUCCUCUCAGGAUCAACAUGCCAAGUAUCGGCCAAACCGUCCUCCAGCAGAUCAGCACGGCAGCAGAUCGGGAGUGCUGCAAAGUCAUGUGCAAAUGUUGGGGACAUGAAGGACCCCCUGGUUCUCCUGGCAAUCCGGGGAUAAAGGGUCAGCCUGGACGGAACGGUCAGCCGGGCUUCCCAGGAGAGGAGGGAGGCAUGGGAGAGCGAGGACCUCCUGGGAUAAAUGGACCUCAGGGCAUCCAGGGCUGUCCUGGAUCAAGGGGACAGAAGGGCUACCGAGGCGUCUCAGGGAACAGGGGCGACAACGGAGAAGAAGGACUGGACGGAGUCGACGGAGAGCAGGGAGUGACGGGACUGGAUGGACUUAAAGGAGACAGAGGAAACCCAGGAAACCCAGGUAUCCCAGGUAUCGAAGGAGAGGGGGGCUUCAAAGGACAGCGAGGCCUGAGAGGAGAUCCGGGCACUCCAGGUACCGACAACAACCGCCCAGGACCGAAAGGAGACCCUGGCAACCCCGGGAAACCGGGUGAACCUGGUCAGAACGGGCGGCCAGGCGAGGGCGGAGUCGUUGGAAACCCGGGAGCAGAUGGAAGACGAGGCCCCAAUGGUGUGAAUGGUGCACCUGGUGAGUCCGGAAUCCGAGGACCUCCAGGCAUCCCAGGUGCUUCAGGUCAACAGGGACGCACAGGAGAAAGCGGUGAACCUGGACCCAGAGGAUUUCCUGGUUUUCCUGGGCCUCAGGGUGAACAUGGAGAACCUGGAAACCCGGGACAACCUGGAAGUCGUGGUGGUAACGGACAGAAGGUCUGCAACGUCAUUUUCAUAUUCUGA
Molecule: messenger RNA, 5601 nt
Organism: Stegastes partitus (bicolor damselfish)
Lineage: Eukaryota; Metazoa; Chordata; Actinopteri; Pomacentridae
Product: collagen alpha-6(VI) chain-like
Exons: 26
Coding region: 100-5601 (1833 amino acids)
Source: RefSeq, a predicted model, not a curated record